AUGGUUCGGCUAAUGAAUGAUGCACCAUUCGCAAAUCCAGGAGAUAUAAAUAAGCAAGCAGUUGCUUUGAAAUUAUCUGGUGAUUUUGCAAGGAUUUCUAACUGCUUUAUUCUCUCUAGUCAGGAUACUCUUUUCGAUGACGAGGGUAGGCAUUUUUUUCAGAACACAUAUAUAGAGGGAAACAUAGACUACAUCUUUGGUUCUGGAAGGUCACUUUACGAGAAAUGUAAUCUCAUCUCAAAUUCCAACGCUACAACGAGUGGCUCUUUGACAGCACAAGGAAGAUCCUCUACCACUGAUUUCCCUUCUGGAUACUCCUUCCACAAUUGCUAUAUUGGAGGGACAGGAAAGGUCAUACUAGGCCGACCUUGGGGAAAUGAAGCAUUCGUGGUUUUUAUCAAUUGUUAUAUGGAGAGUGUGGUGGAUCCCAUUGGCUGGGCUCACUGGAACGAUGUCCAUGGCUCAUCUAAUAGCACUGCUUUCUUUGCCGAGUAUCAAAAUUAUGGUCCAGGUUCUUCUACUUCAAAACGUGUAAAUUGGACUACAACUAUUACGGAGGACGACGCUAAAGCAUUCAGUUCUCUAAGCUUUAUAGAUGGCCAGAUGUGGCUCUGA
This is a messenger RNA of Selaginella moellendorffii, 615 nucleotides long. Its product is annotated as probable pectinesterase 15. Gene Ontology annotation, biological process: cell wall modification. NCBI's taxonomy places the organism in Eukaryota, Viridiplantae, Streptophyta, Lycopodiopsida, Selaginellales, Selaginellaceae. The record is from RefSeq and is a predicted model, not a curated record. Gene Ontology annotation, molecular function: pectinesterase activity. Bases 1 to 615 code for a protein of 204 amino acids. The transcript has 4 exons.